Messenger RNA from Effrenium voratum, 623 nucleotides. The record is from the annotation of a GenBank genome assembly. NCBI's taxonomy places the organism in Eukaryota, Dinophyceae, Suessiales, Symbiodiniaceae.
CAGUUUUCAGCAUUCGGAGAAGCCAGACCGGGCGCGUUCAGUGCGCAAGUCUCGCAAAACGAGGUUGGCACUAGGCAAAAGAUGAGCAAACAAAAUGGCCCGGAGGCGUCGCCGACCUCCCCACAGUCCGCGUCAUCAGUGCCCAGGGAGAAAUCCUUUGGAGCAAUGUCGGCCGGGGUCACCUCCGUUGGUGCAAAGUCUGAGGGCGAGAAGUCCAAUGGCGGCAUGUCGGUGAAGUCGGCGCUCUCUGGGACAUCGCCGAACGGUACCCGCAAGGAUAGAAAAGGCAACACCAUCAAGAAGGGCCAGACCAGCAGCCACAAAUUGACCUUCGCCGAUCAGCUGGGCAAUAAGGAAUCGCUCACCGAGGUUCACGAGGUCAACGACCUGUGGGGCGACCGCGGGCAGAAGGGCUGCAAUUGCGUCAUCUCUUGAGGUGUGGGCCCUUUACAGGCUCGGCCCUGGAGUGCCUCAGGCUGGGUUCCUGGAGCAACCCAUGUGCUGCGCAAUGGCAUGAGAAUGCACUGCAGACGUGCAGGCCUUCUUCAAGAAUAGUGAGGCCCAACAAUGGUGCCCGGCAUGAGCGAUGGAAGCGCACAACUCAUAUUCACUGGAUGUUGGGA